AUGAGGUUCAAAAAACUAGCCACCAACUUCUUCACACCUACUUGUUUCAAGGCCAAUAGCCAUACAUCAGAACAUAAAUCCCAGUUAUCAUCCAAAGAGAGCACUAUUUCGCGCAGAUUAUCACUUUCAGAUUUGAGUAAUUCAUCAAUCUGCACUGUCCUGAGUGACAUAUCAAACUCGCUUAUCGGAUCAAAUCUUCAUAUUUUUGCUCACAAUGAGCUCAAAAAGAUCACUAAAAGCUUUUCCAAGAGCAACUAUCUUGGAGAAGGCGGGUUCGGGAAAGUGUACAAAGGGUUUGUUGAUGACAAGCUUAGGCCUGGCUUGGAAGCUCAACCUGUUGCUGUUAAGGUUUUGGACUUGGAUGGCACGCAAGGUCAUAGAGAGUGGCUGGCUGAAGUGAUUUUUCUCGGGCAAUUGAAGCACCCAAAUCUUGUAAACUUGAUUGGUUACUGCUGUGAAGAUGAACAUAGGCUUCUUGUGUAUGAAUACCUGGAAAGAGGAAACUUAGACCACAAACUAUUCAAAUGUUAUUCUGGAACUUUGCCUUGGUUGACAAGAAUCAAAAUAGCAAUUGGAGCUGCUAAAGGCCUCAGUUGCCUCCAUGAGGAAGAAAAGCCAAUUAUAUAUAGAGAUUUCAAAGCUUCAAACAUCUUGCUAGACUGUGAUUACACAGCUAAGCUCUCUGAUUUGGGUCUAGCUAUAGAUGGCCCGGAAGGUGAUGAAACACAUGUCACAACGCGCGUCAUGGGUACUCAUGGCUAUGCAGCUCCAGAAUACAUCAUGACAGGUCAUCUAACAACAAUGAGCGAUGUCUAUAGCUUCGGUGUAGUUCUUUUAGAGCUUCUAACGGGUAGAAGAUCCAUGGAUGAGAGCCGGACUUUUAGAGAACAGAAUCUAGUGGAGUGGGCCAAGCCAUUUUUGAAGGACUCCCACAAACUUGACCGUGUGAUGGACCAAAGACUUGAGGGUCAGUACUCCACCGAAGGGGCUAGAAAGGCAGCUGCAUUGGCUCAUCAAUGCCUGAGCCAUAACCCCAAGUCUAGACCAACAAUGAGCACUGUGAUCAAGACCUUAGAGCCUCUAAUGAACUUGAAGGACAUACCAAUCGGACCCUUUGUGUAUGUUGUGCCAACUGAAUCAGGAAAAGAAGGUCAAACCGGGUGUCAUGAUAUGGUGAAAAAUGACAACAAAGGUGAAGAAAAAGAGGGAGGGUUGGAGAAGGUGAAGGGCAGCCACCGGAGACGAAAAGGUCAGAGGCAUAAGCAUCGGAUCAAGUCACUGAAGUCUAGUACUGUCUAUUCGGAUACUGCUCUAUAUAAAGUUCUCGGAACUGGUUUAUACUCUCCCAGAUGA
Messenger RNA from Fragaria vesca subsp. vesca, 1353 nucleotides. RefSeq names its product putative receptor-like protein kinase At1g72540-like. Lineage: Eukaryota; Viridiplantae; Streptophyta; Magnoliopsida; Rosales; Rosaceae. Bases 1 to 1353 code for a protein of 450 amino acids. The record is from RefSeq and is a predicted model, not a curated record. Gene Ontology annotation, molecular function: protein kinase activity; ATP binding. The transcript has 4 exons. Gene Ontology annotation, biological process: protein phosphorylation.